CAGAGCAGCGUCACGUGGGGAUCGAGGCGGGAAGCGUGCGGGUCGGCAGGUCUUUCAGUUUAUUCUUUGCUCUGCGGAACGAUAAUGGAAAAGUUUGCAAGCCCGGGCAAAGGCAACGGCUUGCGCCUCUUGAAGGCGGUGAAAUCGGGCGAGUUGCUGUAUCGCGCGGCGCCCUUCGCAUACAUCGUCAGCAAGAAGCGCCUCGGCAUCGUGUGCGAACAUUGUCUGCGCAGAAAGGAACGGCUACUUAGGUGUUCUCAAUGCAAAGUUGCAAGAUACUGUGGUGCACAUUGUCAGAAAGAAGCCUGGUUGGACCACAAACGGGAAUGCAAAUGUAUUAAAGAUAUUAACCCUAAUUUUCCUCGUGACUCAGUGAGGCUUGUUGGCAGGAUUAUUUUCAAAGUAUUAAGGCAAUCAGUAUGCCCAUCUGAAGAGCUCUAUUCUCUUUCUGACCUUCAGUCAAAUGUUGAUGAAUUAAGUGAAGACAUGAAAGAAGGUCUCAGGUACCUUUCUAAGACUCUGCAGCUGUAUUUGAAGGUGGAAAUCCAAGAUGUUUCUCAGCUUUUGCCGGCCUUAGAUAUUUUUCAGAUCUUUGCAAAAGUGACCUGUAACUGUUUCAGCAUAAGCAGUGGAGAAAUGCAGGAUGUUGGUGUUGGACUUUAUCCCAGCAUAUCCUUGUUGAACAACAGUUGUGAUCCUAAUUGUGUGAUUAUCUUUGAGGGUCCCCAACUCCACCUUCGGUCCAUCCGGGAAAUGCAAUUGGGAGAAGAGCUCACCAUCAGUUAUACUGAAACUCUACUGCCUACUCCUGAACGUCAGCAGAAUCUGAAGCGUCAAUAUUGUUUUGAAUGUAGUUGCAUCAUGUGCUCCACACAAAGCAAGGAUGCUGACAUGUUGGCAGGUGAUGAACAAGCUUGGAAAGAAGCCAAAGAAGUUAUAAAUGCAAUAGGAGCACCAGAGUCACGUGAAGAGUGGGAGCAAGUUCUGUUGUCCUGCCAGACAUCACUGAAGAGCAACACCUCUCGUCUCCCAGACACCAACAUCUAUCAGCUAAAAUUACUUGACCUUGCCAUGGAUGCCUGCAUAAACCUGGGCCUUUGGGAAGAAGCUCUGCAUUAUGGUAACCGAACUUUGCAGCCCUACAGUUUUUAUUAUCCCAGCUUCCAUCCUUUGAAGGCUAUCCAGAUGAUGAGAGUGGCCAAGUUGCAGUUCCACCAGGACAUGUCCUCCCAGGCCCUUGCAACCCUGAAACAGGCUUAUGAUAUUAUAAAAGUGACUCAUGGGACAGAGCAUAGCCUCAUGCAGGACCUGAUGAUACUUAAAGAAGAGUGGGAAGUUGGCAUGUUAUUAUAAUAAAGAUGACGUGCAAGACACAACCUAGAAGGACAACAAAAAAGGAGACUCAGAAGAAAAUAAGUAUCUUUCUCAACCAAACAUAUGGCAGUAAAAUCGCCAUACAUAUUGAGUAGCUUUCCAUUGAUCUGAAUUCUGCAAGAAAAAAUAGUCUAGUUGUUUUAUUAUAUAAUCUUCACAUUAUUACUUUUGCUAUUUCUCCAAAUGAAAUUUUUCAACAAUCAGUAAUUCCAGCAAGAACUGCUUCCUGCUGAGAAAUGGGCUGAAAAGACACCAGGAAAAUUCCAAGCUACAAUUUGUUUGUAAUUGAAAGUAUAGAAAAUGCUAAUUUGUGUAAGUGCAUUAUUAGAUGGGUAUAAAUUAAGACUCAUACCUCCGAAUACAUUGCAAGUAUUUGAAUUUAGUUUCAUCACUGUCCUUUUGUCCUAUCAUAAAUUGCUCCCACAAAGUGUUCUCAUUUCCAGGUAUGCAGUGAUUUGUUUUGUUUAUUUUAGAUGUAUUUUUAAUCCCACUUUUAUUUUAUUUUCUAUAAAUAACUCAGGAUGAUGAACAUACCUAAUACUUCCUCCUCCUAUUUUCCCACAACAACAACCCUGUUAGGUGGUUGAGAGAGAGAGUUACUGGGCAAAGUCAACCAGCUGACAUUCAUGCCUAAGGCAGGACUAGAACUCAGUUUCCUUGCAUUCCACGUUCCUUGUAUAUUUGUUGCACAGCAUGCUUAUUGUUAGAUUAUUAAUCAUGGAAAUUGAAGAUACAAUUGAGAUGCAAACUUCCAACAGUGUCAUUUGUUAGCUGUUUGUUCUGAGUGAUUCUGCCCUGAGUGAUGUAUCAGCAUCAGAGGAGGAAGAGAGAGGGAGGAAGGGAGGCAGAAAGAUGAACAGAAUCAAUUUAUUCCUGAAUCAUCUGCAUUCUUCCUAUCUAGUAAUACUGCAGUAAUGUUUAUGCCCCCAGAUACAAAAGUUCUCAGAAUGUGAAUCAGCCAACAACAAUUGCAGUUCACUGUAUGCUUCCUACUAAAGACAUUCCAUUAAAUGGGGAAGGUCUUACUUCUGAAUAAAUAUACCUAUAAUUGUGUAGUUAAUGUGUCUUUCCAAUGCUAAGUGCUCAGUCUCGCAUUCUUGUCCAAUUUUAUCCACCUUGACUAGCAAAUUUUAUAUUCAUUUAUUUUGGGAAAAUAGGCUAGUUCUUACCAGAUGGAAGAAAUUACCUACACAAUUCCCAUUCUGAGCAAUGUUCUGUCUAGAUUUGACUUGAAGCAAAUCUCCAGGAGUGCAGAGAUUCUUAUAACAGAGUUUCUUGGAUGGAACAACCCUGUGACUGAACUUGACAUUGUACAUGAUUAAAAACUGAAUCUUAGAUUACGAAGAAUAUGCAACCCAUCCUUGAAACUGCAGUGUAAAUGCAUGUUCUGAAGGCAGAUAUUGCUUGCUUUAAACAAGAACAUUGCUAUGUACUUUCUCCCCCCCCUUCCUUCCCCCAUCCAUUUUCUCACUUAAAAUGCACACUUCAAAUCUGCCAGACAAAAAUCUGCUCACUUAAGUUUUAGUCCUCUGAAAAGAAAGCUGUAGCUCAUUAGUCAAAGACAUGCUUUGCGUGUGGGAGGUCCUAGGUUCAAUUUCCUGGCAUUUCCAGGAGCAUCAGGAAAAAUUCUUGCCCGAAACCCUGUGGAGAUCGUUAGGGUUGAUGCUGCUGAGCAAGAUGGCUCAAGAGCCUCACUCAGUAUCAGGCUGUUCCAAAGUUCCCAACAAUCAACUCUUAGAAGGAUUUGAAGUUUGUGACAAGAGUGAAAUUUUGGGGGCCUUAAUUUUUAAUUCUUAAAUGUCAUGUCCGUUUAAGUCAGUAGCUUGAAAGCAUUUAUGACAAUACGGUGAAAACACAUUUCAGAGAAAAUGAGCACUCUGGACAUAAGUCAGAAUGGCAACUCACAAAUGCCAAUACAGGAGUAUAAUCUCUUCCAAACUUUUGAAUGUGAUACCACAAAGGAAACUUCAUGCACUUCCCUGGCCCAACAUGGAGCCUAGUGUGAUCAAAGAUGGGGUUAUGUCAGCACUCUGUCAUAAGCAUAUUUCUUUUUAGCACAAUAAACAUUAUUAGGAGAAAAGUCCAGAUUGUUCUGUAUAUGACUGCACUUGAUAUACAGAUAAUUGCAUUUGUGAAAUGCUGGGCUCCCUCGUGCAGUUCAGAAGUUUCCUUGAAGAUAACUGCUAAUCCACACAAAACAUAAAAAUCAGAAGAAAUCUAGUAGCAUCCUUUCAGGCUAACCAAUUUGAUUAAAAGGCAUAAUCCUUCGUGAACCACAGCUCAUCAGAUACCCAGAUAAAUAUGGUGAUAUGGGAUUUUAACUGAAGUGGGUGGUUUUUAAGGUGCUGUCAUACUCAUUUUUAUAUGUCUUUCCUCAUGCAGUGUCUAAAAUGGUGUAAAUUAAAUAAGACAUCAUCCCCUCCCAUUGAUUCUGAUUGAGUAACAUGGGCUGAACUGCAGGUCUGGCCUUCACAGGCUGUCAGGUCAACCAAGCUUCACACCUUUUGUAUUACUUUCCAUUGAUUAUGAUUUUUUGUGCUUGUCUCAGCAGCAGCAGUAAAUGGAAAGGGCAUUUAUUUUUAUUUGAGAGCUAUUUGUUGGACAGAUUAAUUUAUGGACAAUAAAUGCCGUAGAGUUGUA
Molecule: messenger RNA, 4014 nt
Organism: Crotalus tigris (Tiger rattlesnake)
Lineage: Eukaryota; Metazoa; Chordata; Lepidosauria; Squamata; Viperidae
Gene: SMYD3
Product: SET and MYND domain containing 3
Exons: 12
Coding region: 85-1353 (422 amino acids)
Cellular component (GO): nucleus
Molecular function (GO): histone methyltransferase activity; protein binding
Source: RefSeq, a predicted model, not a curated record